AUGGAAGGUUGUUUCAGUCCGAAGGAUUUGCAGGAAGGCGUUACAGAAUUUAAUUGCCCGCCCAGGAUGAUCCGACGUCGAGGACGAUUUUACGCAGGCGGGCGCGAGAAAGUUAGGACCGAGGGAUAUCGGCCCCUCGAGCGAUUUCCCCAGGAUCUUGCAGAAACAGGACCGCAUGCACCGCUUAAAGGCGCCGGCGACGAUAUUUGGCAUCCCUCGGAAGCGCUUGACACUCAAAAUGCGCAGGAUUAUGACCCGAGACAGGUGCCCGAAUACGAGAUGAAGUUCAAACAAGCAGUGACGGCGGAGGAUGUUUAUCUGGGAAUGGGGUUUAAAACGCCAAGCACGGCAUCCUGCGAAUGGCUGUCGGUACUGGUGAAAUUGCCCCAGGAAACGCGGGAAAAGGUGGAGCUCUCUGUGGAAUCCGAAGCGAUCGACGUGCGCAGCCCAAGAUAUCGGCUGCACCUACCGACACUGCAUCCGGUGGAUCCCAACGCAUCCUCCGCCAAGUGGCACAAUGACACUUCCACCCUAGAGAUCACCUUGAAGCUUGCGCGCGAACUGGAUGGAAUAAACUUUUGAUUCUGGAUUGUCACUGGAUCUCGUCAGUU
This is a messenger RNA of Nylanderia fulva, 611 nucleotides long. It is a transcript of the gene Dnaaf6, whose product is annotated as Dynein axonemal assembly factor 6. The record is from RefSeq and is a predicted model, not a curated record. NCBI's taxonomy places the organism in Eukaryota, Metazoa, Arthropoda, Insecta, Hymenoptera, Formicidae. Gene Ontology annotation, cellular component: cytoplasm. Gene Ontology annotation, molecular function: protein-folding chaperone binding; dynein intermediate chain binding. Gene Ontology annotation, biological process: axonemal dynein complex assembly.